Molecule: messenger RNA, 1276 nt
Organism: Saccostrea cuccullata (small rock oyster)
Lineage: Eukaryota; Metazoa; Mollusca; Bivalvia; Ostreida; Ostreidae
Product: HCLS1-associated protein X-1-like
Exons: 7
Coding region: 79-990 (303 amino acids)
Biological process (GO): negative regulation of apoptotic process; regulation of actin filament polymerization
Cellular component (GO): apical plasma membrane; sarcoplasmic reticulum; clathrin-coated vesicle
Source: RefSeq, a predicted model, not a curated record
CUUCCGGUGUAAACAGAAAGAAAGGACGAGAAAUCGGAGAAAGACGAAUCAUUGCGUAAAAACUGAAACAGGGGAAGAAUGGGUUUAGGUGAUAUGUUCCAUGACUUUUUCUUUGGUCCAAGUAGACGCCGACCUGGUUCAUUUGAAGACAGUGAUCAACUCUUCAAACAUGGCCCACAGAUUCCUGGCAAUAGAAGAGAUAGAGAUGAGCUCGAAGAUUUUAACAGUAUUUUUACUGAAAGUUUUGGUGACAUGGAAAAACACAUGGAAAUGAUGCAGAGAGAAAUGGAGGCUAUAUUUCGCAGAUUUGGAGCAAUAGACAUGCCAUUUGAUAGUUUACCUGAGAGAGGUCAAAGUAGAAGAGGGGAUAAUCCUAGAGACUCCAUGCUGAAAGAGUCAGAAUCUCCACCAGAAGGUCAGAUAUCCCCCCUACCUUCUCAGCCAUGGGGACAUCGGCACUUUUUUGAUGACUUUUUUCGGAAGUUUGAUACACAAGAACCAGGAGUCAAGGAGGAUAAAGACUUGGAUGAAGAAGCCAAAGAUAUUGACAUUGCCAAAGUAUUUACUGAUCCCAAAUCUGGAAUAGUGCCCUCAGUUCCUCAGAGAGGGGGGAUAUUCAGCAGUGGGGGUAGCAUCUCUGUGACCACUAUUAGGGGUGCUGAUGGGAGAGUUGAACAAAAGAGGACGGUAAGAGACUCUUCAGGGCGGGAGGAGACAACUGUUACCCGGACUAUAGGGGACCAGACUCAUACAGUUACAACCAAAGUGGACCCCUCAGGGACCCCCGAAACAACUGAAUCCUUCACAAAUAUUGAUGAGGGACACAAACAAGAUUUUAAUGAUAAGUGGGACAAUUCUACAGGAAAUCCUAGUCGGUCAUCGUUACUCCCCGACAAUCAGCAGAUAAACCCAGGACAAUCUGAUGACAGAUCUUUCUACGACAGAUUGUUUGGAAUCAGACUGUUUGGACCAAAACGUGACGAUAAAUAACAUCUAGCAGUACAUUGUAAAUUAGUGCUUUAAAUUAAAUGGUGGUUAAGUCUUCACAAUUCACAAAUUGGGAAGUCUACAUUGUCUUUCAGUUUAUGGUGUAGGAAGAUGACAAGUUUUACUGUGCUGGGUUAUUUUUGCCUUUCAGGAUUCAUGUAAUGAUCAAAUUAAAAAAAAAAAAAACAAUAACAACAACCCAAACAUCACUACAUUUAAGGAAAAAAUAAAUCUUGCCAAAUGUCAUGCAUCAUACACAUUUCAAAAUUUUUUCUACAGGGCUGGGAUA